Molecule: messenger RNA, 2511 nt
Organism: Kalmanozyma brasiliensis GHG001
Lineage: Eukaryota; Fungi; Basidiomycota; Ustilaginomycetes; Ustilaginales
Product: Sec1-like protein
Exons: 1
Coding region: 1-2511 (836 amino acids)
Biological process (GO): intracellular protein transport; vesicle-mediated transport
Cellular component (GO): plasma membrane; secretory granule
Molecular function (GO): syntaxin binding
Source: RefSeq, a predicted model, not a curated record
AUGCCGCCCAAGUCGCUCGUCACGACAUUACGAGAUCGCUAUCUCAACACGAUACGUUCUGUACAGCCACCAUCAAGAUGGAAAGUGCUCGUCAUCGACUCCUUCACCAAGGAGCUUCUCAGCUCGGUCCUCAAGAUGUACGACAUCCUCCAGGAGAAUGUCGCUCAGGUUGACAAUAUCGAGCUGUCGCGUGCUCCGCAGUCCACACUCGAAGCGUGCUACCUCCUCACGCCUACGAGCCAGAAUGUCGACCGCAUCAUUCAGGAUCUCGCGCCGUCCGAACCGGGCAAGCAGCCAACCUACGCAGCUGGUCACAUCUUCUUCGUCGACAGCCUGUCAGAUGCGCUCGUGCAGAAGCUCACCUCCUCAAAAGCUGAGCCCAAGCUCAGACAGCUACUCGAGCUCUAUACCAACUUCUGGCCAACAGAAGCACAAGCCUUCUCGCUCAAGUCGCCGCAGAGCUUCCUCAAUCUCUUCCAACCGGUAGGAGGUUUGUACGGUCCAGAUCCCAUGGAGGCAAUGCGGGCGAUCGAAGAUGAGCUCCAAUUCUCGACGCAGGCUAUUCUCAAUGUCUGCGUUACCCUCAACGAGUUCCCUCUGAUCCGAUACUACAAUCCAUCUCACCCUCCACUUGGUCCGCUCCAGCCGCCGGCCAAGGAAGUCGCCAAAUCGCAAGCGGCCACAGCAAACGCGUACCAAGGCAGUGUGCGCAUGGCACGGCUCAGGGGGGACAACAAUGGCUCCAGUCCGGGAUAUGGAGAGCAUUUCACAAAGAAGCUCGCCUUCCGCGUGCAAGCUGCCAUCGACCAGUACAUGCGCGACAACGAGCCCAAGGUGGAAACAAGCCGGCCACGAGGUGUGCUCUUCAUCACAGACAGAUCCAUGGACACGGUAGCCCCCUUUCUGCACGAAUUCUCGUAUCAGGCUAUGUGCAACGACCUACUUCCCGUCGAAGAUGGCACCCGCUACCACUACACCUUCUACUCUGCCGAGGGCGAGCGCGAAGAGAAAGAAGCGAUUCUGUCGGACGAGGACAACGUCUGGACCGCGGUCCGCCACCUGCACAUCGCAGAAGCCAUCGACAAGCUCACGCGCGACUUCAAACGCUUCGCCGAGGAACAAGGCGCAUUUGCUGACCCCAACUCGUCCCUCAACGACAUGCGCGACAUGCUUGCAUCCCUCCCGCAUAUGCAGGAUAUGAAGGACAAGCUCUCGCUCCACCUCACCAUGGCUCAGGCGUGCAUGAACAAGUUUGAAAAGUCGACGCUAUCGGCGCAGGCCAUGGUCGAGCAGAACUGCGCGACGCGCCUCACGCCCGAUGGAGCAAAACCGCGCACGCUGGUGGAAGAGAUGGUGCCCCUGCUGGACGACAGGAGUGUCAGCAACACGGACAAGGUGCGCAUCAUCGCACUCUACAUCAUGUACUGCGACGGGGUGCCCGACGAGGACCGCAAGCGACUGUUCCAACACGCAAGAUUGGGACGCUACGAGAUGCAGGCCGUGGACAAUCUUGUGCACUUGGGCACGCAAGUAGUAAAAGAUGCAUCGAGUUCAGGCUGGGACAUGUUCUUCAAGAAGGGCAAACGUAAACAGCAACCGGGAGAGAACGAGUUCGAACUCAGCCGAUAUCAGCCGCUCGUGAAGCUGAUGGUGGAAGACCAUUUUGCGGGGCGGUUGGAGCAGGCAACUUAUCCAUAUGUGCGCGAUGCGCCGCCCGAGACCGCAACCGGUGGGCUCUCGCUACCUGUCCAAACUUCAGCUCUUGCCCGCGUCGGGCUCGGUGGCGCCACGUCUUCGACUAGCAACGCAACAGGCCCAGGUCGAACUCAACCCAGCAGCUUACGAAGCGCCAAGCCGACAUGGCACCAAAAGGGUCGCGGCGGCAGCACCGUCGGCGUGGACAAGGUCGACUACCGCCAACGCAUCCUGCUGUUCGUCGCUGGUGGCAUGACGUAUUCGGAGAUGCGCAGUGCGUAUCAGAUCAGCGAGCGCUUGGGCAAAGACGUCUACAUCGGCUCUUCGCACACUUUCACGCCGGAGUCGUUCGUGGACGUCAUGAAGCACUUCGGCAAGGCGGGGGCGAGGGACGCCGCGCGAGGGGCACACCACGCGCAUCACCAUCAUCAACACCAGCAGCCGCCGGAGCAGGUGCCAGCAAGCGCAACCAAACUCUCCAAGCCCGUCAACGAUCGGAGCGCGAUACGAACCACCUCGCUCCAGCACGGCGCACAGGCAGAGUCGCGUACGAAUGGAGGCCCGCAUCGCACAGGCUACGCGAGUGCCACACCAGCCCACGACCAAGGCGCCUACGAUAGACGCUUCCAGACGCAACCCCAACCGCAACAGCAACAGCAGCAGCAGGUCCCACAGGUGUCGAGUAUACCGCAGCACCUGGCACAGGAGAGCGUGGGGAGAAGCGCAAGCCCAGCACCCAGCCAGGCUUCGGAUAUGAGCAUGAGGAGCAAGGAGAAGAAGCGCUUGAAGAACGUGUUUGGGUUCAAGAAGUCGUAG